AUGUGUGACGCCCUAUGCGGGACCGGAGCCCCAAUACGGGAUUUCUUUGAUCUUGCAGGGUUCGACCCUCCAUUUCCGACCACCAACUGUAUUAUAGCAGUUACGGCAGCCUUUGGAUUUGGAAUCCUUCCGCCGCGACCCCGUCGAAGGUAUCACUUGCUCUUUCCUGCGUGUACAUUGACCCUCUCCUCUUCUCUCUUCUUAUCAUCAACUUCGUUUGCCUGGAUGCGAUCUUCGCUUGCUGGAACAACGAAUGCUUUAGCUCGUAGGCGAAACGAGGAAUGGAAAGCAGCCGCUACAAUCUCAAUCCGAUGCGCUCACAGGCAGCACCCUACACAAUCGGCACCCACAUCCGCGUGUACGUGUGAUGUGUCGUCUGGAUGGAACCCCGUGUCGUGUCGCUGCUAUUCUACGAUAGAAGCACUAGGGAAACAACUAGGGCGAACACGACCCUCACUGCAAUUUUGGUUCUCAGCACGGUCGACGGCUGUGCAAACACGACAGUACGCAAACGGCGAUUCGCUCCACGCUGGUGCGGCUGCUCUUCGCAUCUCCACAGAAACACCGAGUGCGAAUUCGGGGAGCGGAGCAUACGAUAAGCGGAACACGGCUCUCGUGGGUCGUGGAGCUCUUCGCACUUUUGCUAGCACCGGAAGCACCUCUGUCCACGAUUCUGUAGACACUGAUGGCAGCCUCUACCACACAAAUGAUGCGGCUGAUGGUGUAGUCGGAUACGGAAGCGAACUGGCGCAGGUGCGAUCCCAUACACAACAUCUUCUGCACGAUCUACCACCAGGUUUCUUGUCAGGGAACUACUUGACGGAACCCGUCCUCUCCUGGGCUGAUGCCUCCAAAAUUUUGUACUGGUGGAUCAUUCGUAAGACGCCAGAAUCUGUCGAACGUAGCCUGGAAAUACUGUCAGCCUUGGUGCGCGAAGUUGAUCGACUACAGGUAGAAGAUGAGGACGAAGAUACCUCUAUUCGCUUUUUGAAUCCGUCUCUGGUCGAAUCAAUCGUCAUCAAUUGGAGUUUUUGCUGGAAGCGGUACAAUUCUAUGAAAGUUACGCCAAUUAUACUCUACGAGAAGUUGCAAGAGUGUGCCGCACAACUCUCGUCACUCGAGCUCUCCGGCAAAGCAUUGAUACAUAUCAUCCACGGAACAGUCUUGGCGGAAAGGGAAAUUGUGAAGUCUUCUUCGAAGACGUACGCCACGGCCUCGUUUUGCGACCAAGUGUUCCGCAGCGCACUUUUGUUGCCCUACAGUCCCGACACGCUGACGCUGACGCUGAAUCUGUGUCUCAAAGCCUGGUUGCGAAGUGGACAUCGCAAUGGUUACCGCGGCGACCAGCGAGCUGAACAUGCGACCCAGUUGUUCGAGGACGCUUUGCAAGCUGGAGUCGCUGUGGACGCGAUUUCCUAUAAUACAAUGUUGCGUAUCUACGCCGAUUGUGGUAAGGGCGAACAUGCUCAAUCCCUCCUGGAUGAAUGGUGUCGAGCUUAUAACCGUGAUCCCUUUGUCGUCGCUGAACCCAACCUACUGUCUUUAAACAUUACGUUGGCAGCCUGGUCCAAAUCGGCCAAACACACUCCCGACGCCGCCUCCCAUGCACAAACGUUGUUGCGCCGCGUAUGGGAUCCAUACGACGACAUUGGCAAAAUCGGGAUUCAACCCGAUACUGUCACCCUCAAUACCAUUCUAUCAUGUUGGGCUCGAUCAGCAUGGCAACCAUCCAAUACCGCCGAAAAAGCGCAGACUAUGUUGCAAGAAAUGAAAUCUUUAUUUGAUAGUGGUGAAUUGGACGUGCAGCCAGACGUAUACUCCUACACAACCGCGAUGAAUGUGUUUGCUAAAGCCGGUCAUCCAGAAUCGGCUGAAGAGUUGCUUAACACUAUGCAUCAAAAAUACCUUGGCGGCGACAAAAGAAUGAUGCCAACGUCUCUUAUGCAUGUUUCCAUCCUCGAAGCAUGGGGGAGAUCUCUACACCCUGAUCGGAUCGAAAAGGCGGAAUAUGCUUUGUCCCGAAUGGAAGAAUUGCGCAAUUGUGGAUUCUUGACGACGCAUACCGCAACACAUAGCAAUGAUUCAAACGCGGCAGCCGCUUACAAUGUUAUGCUGAAUACCUACGUCAAAGCCGAUGCCGUAGACAAGGCGGAAGCACUGUUGCGUCGCAUGAUGGCUCAUACGGAUCCCGUUCUCCCCCCACCCGACGGCCGGACUUUUUCUAUUGUUAUCCUUGCCUUGGUUCGUUCGCCUGAUGGAACUCUUCGUGCCGCGGAACUACUAGAUAGCGCAUUAGAGCUUUACCGGAAAUCGGGGCCCGGAGUCUUUGAGUUUGAUAUCCGACCCAUCAAUGCUGUUAUCAGUGCUUUGAGUCGCAAAGAUAGCACCGUAACACAAGCUGUUGCCUUAAUACAUCGCAUGUUGGAUUGGGUUGAACAGGGCGACCAGAGGUUGCGACCGUGUGAUGCGAGUUACGGACCGUUGCUGUUCGCAUUACAUAAAGCUCAGCUUGAUAUUGACGGAGCGCCAUAUAUUGCUGGCAUUCUUGAGCGAUUUGAAAAACUCCAUGCAAGCGGUAUCUUGCCAGCCCCUCCUAAAUAUGAGGCAUACAAGUUUCAGGUCUUGGCAUGGAGGUUUUCCAAGCAACCGAACGCGGCCAAGAAUGCCCACGCGGUGCUCAAGUUUUUGAGCAACCAAGCUCGACAAGGUAAAAGGAACUAUCAGCCUGAAGCACUACUAUACAAUGCCGUAUUGGAAAUAAUGGCCAUGCACCGAUUACCUCUACAAGCAGAAAAUUUGCUCCAAGAGAUGUAUAACGACUACUUGACCAAUCCGAUCAAUGCCAAGCCAAAUUUGCGAUCUUUCAAUGCUGUCCUUUGGGCUUGGGCCCGUUUAGAACAAUCUUCAGUAGCGUUAGAACACACUCGUUCGCUGCUGGCUCAAAUGCAGCGAUUACAUUCGUCGGAAGACGAAGCCAAAGGACUCGAUGUUGAGCCCGACACCGUUUCGUAUAAUUGCGUCAUGAGUGCCUGGAUGAAUUCGAGACACGAGGAUGCACCGACGCAAAUCGAGCAUAUCUUCCGGCAUUCGCUUUCGGUUGAAUCUGUCAGAACCAAACCAGACCAGUACUCUUUUACGUUGGUCAUACAGGGAUGGCUGCGGGGUCGUAAUAUUGAGAAAUGUACUGCCGCCUUGGAAAACAUGUGGCAGGCGUAUACGGAGAAUCGCAUCCGUGUAUACCCCAAUCCCAGACUCAUACAACAGGCAAUUGCAUUGGCGACAGUUGACGAUGCCGCACAGGUUGCACGACUCGAAGCCUUAAUGCUCAAGAUCAAGAAGUUGCCAGUCCGGCACAGACCGACUGCCUGACAGAACUCACGCCAGCGUGCGAAGCCGUCAACGGGGUAAAGAAGUGCAAAGAAGGUAUAUUACAGAAGCCUGUUGUAAGCAAAUAUAAAUUGCUCCUUCCUGUAUCUUUCUGUUGCAGUAUACGUGCUGACUGUCAGUAGCAUUAUCUCCAACAAAUAUUCUUUGGAAGUGGUCAUUGACGACUAGUCGCAAUUUCUUUCGUCAAACGCAACAGCUUCUCGGUACAAACACUCGUGCCAAACGUCAAAGCUCCAUAGUCGCGUGUUGUCUGAGUCGCUAUGCUUCGCCAUUAUUUGUAGUGGUUGUCCAUCAAGGCAGUCCUGCAAAUGGAUACUGCCGAAGAGGGAGCCGAGCUCAAUGGAAAACUCCUGAAAGUUGAACAAGUGCUGCAGAAAUUCAAACGUAUAUAUGUCCUCCGGAUUAGUUCGCAGACUUGCCUCCUUGCUAGCAAAUACUUUAUCAAAGCCCUUUUUCCGAAAGCGAGCCCGUGACAUUGUUGUACUAGCCGAACUUGCUUUUCCUAGCAAAGUUUCUUCGUCACGAGUUGGUUCUUCUAACUUGGCUUCAAGAUCGAAUUCAUCAUAGUUAUUCUCAAUACUUGAUGGGGUAUUACGCUGCACCCUGAGGGAUUGCGCCGUGCUACCGAGUGGCGUCAAACUAUGGGGAUGGGAACCUUCUAGUCGCGCGUCUAGUUGUGGUGCAAAGAAGCCAAUGACUUUCAUGGCCCCUUUGACGACAUAUUUUGCGGGCAAACGAGCCGUCUUGCGAGUCAGCUCCAAACCCGCCACACAACGUGUCCACGGGAUACUUCGCUUGAAACGACCGCGCAUUACCACUUGGUAACGUCGGUUCAUACCCACAAAGUACCCGAUCUGAUCGUUGUAUGGUUCCGGUGUAGUACCCAGUGUGUGACGUAACCGGACCAGCA
This is a messenger RNA of Phaeodactylum tricornutum CCAP 1055/1, 4297 nucleotides long. RefSeq lists its product with no specific name. Gene Ontology annotation, molecular function: protein binding. The record is from RefSeq and is a predicted model, not a curated record. The transcript has a single exon. Lineage: Eukaryota; Bacillariophyta; Bacillariophyceae; Surirellales; Neidiaceae. The coding region runs from base 1 to 3369 and encodes 1122 amino acids.